Messenger RNA from Radiomyces spectabilis, 1710 nucleotides. Its product is annotated as armadillo-type protein. NCBI's taxonomy places the organism in Eukaryota, Fungi, Mucoromycota, Mucoromycetes, Mucorales, Radiomycetaceae. Gene Ontology annotation, biological process: protein dephosphorylation. The transcript is spliced from 10 exons. Gene Ontology annotation, molecular function: protein binding; protein phosphatase regulator activity. The coding region runs from base 1 to 1710 and encodes 569 amino acids. Gene Ontology annotation, cellular component: cytoplasm; protein phosphatase type 2A complex. The record is from RefSeq and is a predicted model, not a curated record.
AUGAGAACCAGCGAUGAACAAGAGCUUUACCCGAUUGCUGUGCUCGUGGACGAACUUAAAAAUGAAGACACCCAACUUCGUCUGAAUGCCAUUCGUAAUCUGGGCACCAUCGCCAUGGCCCUGGGUCCGCAAAGAACUCGAGAUGAACUUAUACCCUUCCUUAACGAUUCUAUUUCUGAUGACGAAAUCCUGUUGGCGGUGGCGGAUGAGUUGGCCGACUUUACCGAGUAUGUAGGUGGACCCGAAUAUGCCCACUAUAUCCUAGGCCCACUCGAACAUUUGGCAUCGAUUGAAGAAGUGCUCGUCAGAGAUAAGGCGGUAGAGUCUUUGUGUAAGAUCGGCUGUGUACUCAGCACAUCGCAGACGGAACAUUACUUUGUUCCAUUGAUAAAACGGUUAACGAGCGGUGAAUGGUUUACGUGCCGUAUCUCUGCUGCUGGACUGUAUGCUACAGCCUAUCCCAAAUGCACAUCCGAGCAACAAGAAGAAUUAAGAAGUUUGUUCACUCAACUGAUGCAAGACGAGACUCCCAUGGUGCGACGAUCCGUGGCCAAAACCGUUGCAGAUUUUGUCAAACAAGUGUCGAAAGACCAAUUAUUGAACCAGAUCUUGCCCAUGUUCAUCAAAUUGACCAAUGACGAUCAAGACACCGUACGAUUACUGACAGUAGAAGGCUUAGUCAAAAUCGCGCACAUGCUCAGCCAAGAAGAACGCAAGCAAUAUUUGCUUCCCAUUCUGAAAUCACUAGGCCAAGAUCGAUCUUGGAAAGUACGUUACAUGGUAGCAUCUCACUUUUCAGAGAUCUGCGAAGCCUUUGGUGAUACCGUGUCUCGUGAAGACAUGGCUGCUCUGUUUUUGGCCUUGAUUAAGGAUACGGAAGGCGAAGUAAAAGUCAUGACGAUUGGUCAAACACCAGCCUUUGCAAAAAUGAUUGACGAAGUGAUUAUUGUGGAUAAAUUGCUUCCUUGUAUCAAGGACUUGGUGCUCGAUACAAACCAACAUGUACGUGCGGCUGUAGCAACCCACAUCAGUGGAUUAGCUCCUAUCCUUGGAAAAGAUUUAACCAUUGAAUAUUUGCUACCCCUCUUUCUUCAACUGCUGAAAGACGAUUUCCCGGAUGUGAGAUUAAAUAUCAUUUCCAAAUUACAAAACGUCAAUCAAGCCAUUAUUGAAUACAUCCCGUUAUUGGCAUCGGAACUCGGAGUGGCGUUUUUCGAUGAAAAGCUUCUUUCUCUCUGCCUGUCUUGGUUGGGUGAUGCGGUAUUCUCGAUUCGCGACGCGGCCACCACCAAUCUCAAACAACUCGUGGAUAUCUUUGGUUGUGAAUGGGCCAAAAAUACAAUUAUUCCCCAGGUGAUGAAGAUGUCGACCAACGAGAACUAUCUAUACCGUAUGACCACGCUGUUUGCUUUCACAACCAUGGGUCCAUCAUUGACCACGGAUAUCAUCAAAGAGUCUGUAUUACCGACGGUUCUUGCCCUUGUGGAUGAUCCUAUUCCUAAUGUUCGUUUCAAUGUGGCGAAAUCGCUCGAAGUAUUGACCCCUAUGUUGCGUCAAAACGAAGCCACGAAUGAACUUGUCCAGUCAAAGGUGGCACCUGUUUUGCAAAAACUGAACAGCGAUGCGGAUGGAGAUGUAAGGUGGUUUGCAGAAAGAGCAUUAUUGACAGGUAAAAUGACAGAAAAAUGGGGGCCUUUUCUUUUUUUUUAA